GGGUAGUUCUAAAUAAAUUAAAAAAAAUGGUAGUUGUUCACAAAUGACGUAGUUUUACACAAAAUUCCCUAAUAAUAAUAAAAAAAAAAUAAAAAAAAUAUUAAGAUUAGAGUUGAUAGUUUAGGUAAAGAAGGGUUUAGGGUUUAAGAAAUUCAGUAAAUCAACCAAAUUGAAGCUUGAAAGCUUCUCUUGAAGAACUUCGUCAAUGGAGUCAGUGCUAGGGUUACAAGAGACGAACUAUAACCUCGACGAAAAUCACAAAUUGGUUCCAUGGUUAAAUUGGGAAGAAUGGGAUUUCGUCAGACUUUCUCUCUUCUCUUCUUCUCCCGAUUCCAUUGCCAAAGCUCUUCGUAGAAUUGCGGCUUGGCGAUGCAGAGGAUGUUUACCAAUUGUGAUUGAAUUUACGGCUUCGAUUGUCGAAGUUCAGCAAAAAGAUCCUUAUUUUAGGGAGGAGUUAAGUAAUGGAGCUUCGGAUUCAGAGGAUAUACUGGCCAUGCUUUAUACCAUGGCUAUUAUGAGGCUUGUGAAUGGAGUUAUUGAGAAGACACGUAGCAAACCUGAUAUGUCAAUAGCUGAUGGAGCUGUAGAAAUCGGCAUGCCACGCAUGCUGGUCGAUGUUCGUCAUGAGGGUUCACACCGGGAGCUUCCUUCCCUUCGGAUACUUCGUUUAGCUUCUACUAAGGCACUCAAUUGGUUGAAAUCCUUCUAUUGGGAUUCUCAAAAGAAUGCUAUUCCAUACCUGAGUGGGAAAAGUAUUGAUGUCAGGAAGGAAAUCAGGUCCAAGCUACGUGAUCUAGCCGUCAGUUUGAAAGUCAAGCACAGCUCUGGAUCAAAUUCUUCACAAGUAAAGGAGAACCGUUUUAAACAUCGUGAACAAAUAGUUGGUGCUUUUCACAGACGCAAUAAAUUUUUGUCCGUUGUGGCUAAGAAAGUCCAAUCCUCUAAAUAUGUAGGAUCUAAGAAGCAGAUAAAGAGGGCUUUAAAAAGCCUUGUUAGAUUAUAUUCUUUCUUUUCAUCAGAUGUGGUCGCAGUGUUGCUGGAGUUCUUACUUAAUGCAUCAAACUCAAUAGACUUGGUGAAAGCUCCAGAAGAAAUUCAGAUUAAGUUGAGCUUAGAUGUUGCUGAGGCUGUAUUUGAUGAAUGGAAACCUGUGAUAAGUAAGGUCUCCAAAAAGGAACCAGAGCUACUUCUGAGUCUCUUAAAAGCAGUUCUUGACAUGAUUGAGUCUCGAAAACUCAUUAGAGAUGAUUUUGGCAGUGAACAUAUCAGCCUACUGCAGUAUGAUCCAGAGAUGCAAAGAAUUGGAGUUCUAUCUUCGCUAUUUAAGUGCCUGGUGCUAGUUCUCAAAGGUCUUAAAUUAUUUCAACACGAAGUAACAGAUGACGUGGGUUAUCUUCCUAAGAUAUCGUUGAUUGAGCUUGUGAGGAGAUGCUUUCACAUCGCAGACCCUGAUAACCGGGACCUUCUGGAUUCAGCCAUGCUGCUGGCAGAAAUGGUUCGAGAUAGCUAUCUGAGUGAGAAGCUUGGCAAAUUGUCUUCCCUCAUUAAACUUUAUCCAAGACUUGCUGAAGAUGGUGCUUCAGAUGUGAACCCCAAUGAUCUUAUACGUCAAGACAAGUAUAUUCAUGAAGCUGCUGAGAAAUUGGAAUUGAUUAAACGUCGUAAGAUUAACAAUGCAGGUAUCCGUAGCAGUCAAGAUGACAUUGUGGAAGAUUCAAAUAUUUGGGUCAUUGCUAAAUCAUGGAAACCAUGCCCUAUAGGAAUGUUGCCUCGUGAUGUAGGUUCGUCGGGAUGUCCACCUGUCCUUGACCAUGCUGUUGAUUGUGAAAAUAAGGGGCCUUUGAACUCAACGGAUUCCGAGAAACAUCUCGAAUUAAAGAGUUGCAGUAAAAGGAAACAUAGCGGUGAUACUGAGACAAUAAAUGACUCGAGCAAGGAGAUGAUGAGAGAGAUUCAGAAUUCCGAUUUCUGCAAGUCAGAUAAUUCAAAUUCUAUUGCAACAUCUGAUGGGAUAAAAGGUCUACUUUUGAUUGGUGGGGAUUGGCAAAAGGUGGGAUACCAAGAGCUUCAAGACAUCAAAUCCCGCAUCAGCAUUUUAGUGAAUAUGAGAUGAGUUGACUAAUGGACUACUCGUAUCCGAAUUUUGUUGUAAGUUAAUCACAUUUUAGAGUUUAGUUUUGGUUUUGCGUUGGGUUAUUUGCUACCACAGUUUUUUCCAAUGAUAAAUUAUUUGUUGUUAUGCAUGCUCGUCUUUAAGAUUACCUUAAUGACAUGUACCUCUGAAGAAAUUGUACCAGUUAUUGCAGUUUUAUGAACAGCCAGUACCUCUCGGCCAAUGUCAAGUGACGUGGAUCUUGAACGCCGAUAGCUGUAUUAAAUCGUCUGGUGGAAGAAGGCCGGCAGGGGCGACCUGAGAACACAUGAGCAGUACAGGAUAGCAACCUCCCCAAGAAACGUGAAUCCAAAUCACCCAUAUAUUGGUGAUCUGGUUUGGGAAGGGGCAGCAGAAUGCCUCAUUCAUGUGUUCUCAUAUCGCUCCUGUAGGACUUCGCCACCUGUAACUCGAACCUCUUAAUUAAUCUUGUGAUAGUGUGAUGAAUGGUUGCUGGUGAUUAUAGCUGAGGAUUUGUGUGUUGGAAUUUAUAGUGCAACUAGGAAAUCUAGUACAUGUGUACUCCAUUAGUCCAGUGUACUGCAUGAUAUAAUAUGGUACUUAGUUUAGGGAGUUGUACAACAUAUUCAUCUUUGAGUUUGUACUGCUGCUGAUGAUAUGGUACUAGCUUUGGAAACUUGUACUCAUGUUAUCUUUCAGUUUGUACUACUACUGUUGCUUUUGACCUUUUGUAACUUGUACUGACUUUGAAGUUGUCAGGCACUGUACUUCCCAU
Chenopodium quinoa (quinoa) is the source of this 2888-nucleotide messenger RNA. RefSeq lists its product as uncharacterized. The transcript is spliced from 9 exons. The coding region runs from base 206 to 2113 and encodes 635 amino acids. The record is from RefSeq and is a predicted model, not a curated record. Gene Ontology annotation, biological process: maturation of 5.8S rRNA; maturation of LSU-rRNA. Gene Ontology annotation, molecular function: endonuclease activity. NCBI's taxonomy places the organism in Eukaryota, Viridiplantae, Streptophyta, Magnoliopsida, Caryophyllales, Amaranthaceae. Gene Ontology annotation, cellular component: Las1 complex; preribosome, large subunit precursor.